AUGAAGGCAACCCGGACGGAUACACUGACGAAGCAGCAGGCUCCGAUCGAGCUCUAUAACGAAGAGGACUCGGACUCGUGGAUGAUCACCGAUUCACCGACAGAUGAAUCGCCGUUCCCCAUUGUGAUGGAGGAUCAAAAGAUGCGCUACGUGUACGACGACUACGUCGAAGGAGGCGCCCUGCGCAGUGGAGCCGCGCCGCAACUGUUCUCACGAAAGUACUUUGGACUCGUCGCGCAGUACGCGGCCGUCGGAUUCAUCGAUGGACUGCUGCCCAACGUCAUCUACCCGUUCCUGCAGAACUACCUCAACCUGCCCGGAUCGCAGACUACCACGGCUUUCGUUCUCGUACAGAUGCCAUGGAGUUUCAAGGUCUUCUACGGCAUCGUGUCCGACUGCUUCCCUAUCUGGGGAUACCGUCGUCGGCCCUACAUUAUCGGCGGGUGGAUUGUCGCGCUGCUGAUGCUCGUGAUACUGUCGUUUACCCCUCAGGGUGAGCCCUACUUCACGAACCCGGCAUACCGCGAUGUCAAGCCCGAAGACUACACGCCCGAGAUCAUCGCCACGAUCAACUACAAUGCAGCCAACGAUGGCAGCAUUUACAUCAUCCCGAUGAUGGGGUGCGCGUUCGGCUAUCUUCUGUCGGACGUGUGCGCUGAUGGUUUGGUGGUGGAAUUGGCGCAGCGUGAACCUUUCGAAGUGCGAGGCAAGACCCAGACGGUGAUUUACACGACUCGGUGGGUGUUCACCAUGAUGGCUUACGUGAUGCUGGGAUUCUGCUUCAACGGCGAGGAAUACGGCGGCGACUUCGACUUCUCGCUGACGUUCCCCAUGCUCAUGUUGAUCGUAACUAUCAUCCUCGCACCGAUUGUGCCCAUUUCGUGGUUUUUCCUGUACGAGGAGAAGAACGCGUUCGGAGGCAUGAACUUUAACCACUACAUGCACACGCUGUGGGACGUCAUCAAGACGCGUGCCGUGUACCAGUACAUCGCCUACCAGUUCUUCGCCGGCAUUUUCGCGGCAUUUACCUACGUGUCCAAGAAUCCAAUCCAGCGGAACUGGGCUAACGUCUCGCCCAUUGCCGAGAAGAUUGGAGGGCUCCUGUCCACCAGUGUCUACGCUACAUCGAUUUGGUUCGCUGGCAACUACGGACGCAACUGGGACUGGCGCCGCACGGCAGCGGUGACCAUGAUUUCGUACGUCUCGCUCGACGCCUUCUGCAAGCUGCUGACGAUCUGGGAUAUUGUGCGCUCGCCGUACUUCUGGCUCGGAAUCCCCAUUCUGGAGCAGAUUCCGCUGGGCGUGAUCUUCAUCGUCAGUUCUUUCAUCAUCGUCGAGCUCGCCACCGAAGGACAUGAAGGCGCCAUGUACGGUCUGCUUACGACGGUCUACAACCUCUCCAUCCCAUUCGCCACCGCCAUCACCCGCAACGUGAACAGUAUGUUCAACCUGACCACGGAGCGCAUCCAGAACGACAGCGAUGGCGUGAGGUCCGACAUGACCAUGACCGUGCUUAUCAUGUGGACAGCCAACUUGUGCUCACUGGCAUUCCUGGGCAUGCUGCCCCGACAGAAGGAGCAGACGCGAGCUAUGAAGCAACUGGGCGGCUCCAGCUACUUCAUGGGCGUCGUCACGGUGGCGUAUUUGUUAUUCGCUCUCGCGUGGACACUAGCGACGAGCUUGUUGAGCAUCUUCCCGGACACGUCGUGCCUCGCCAUCGCAGGCGGCAACGGCUGCAACCACCCCAAUAGCCCGUAA
This is a messenger RNA of Phytophthora sojae, 1758 nucleotides long. RefSeq lists its product as hypothetical. Lineage: Eukaryota; Oomycota; Peronosporomycetes; Peronosporales; Peronosporaceae. The coding region runs from base 1 to 1758 and encodes 585 amino acids. The transcript has a single exon. The record is from RefSeq and is a predicted model, not a curated record.